GCGCCAGUCAAGAGCUAGCAUGCACCGCUGCAUCGCACGCUGGCAUUCCUCUGGUCUUGUGAUGGGAGUCUUCCAGAUCAAGGAACCAUGUUCCUGCACGCCGUUUGAAGUGUUGCAGAACUGAUUUGAGCUGUGUUUGUUGCAUGUGACAACAUGGUCAGACAUCUGGUGAAUUCGGCAAAUAUUGGAUGAAGUUAUACUACAAACUUCUAUUGAGUAGGUAAUAGCACAGGUGACAACCAUGACAUACUGACUAAUAAACUUAUAUUACUAUUAUUAGCUCAGCCACCAAGAAAGUAAACUGAGGGCCUGGCUAAGAGACCUACGUUUUAUACACAUAGAUAUUCAUCUAUUUAUGACAUCUGUACAUCAUUACGCUUUAUACACUUGUUCAUCAAAGAAGCACGGAGAAAGAUGCACACAAACGCACGCAAACAGUUUUAUUGGCAACUUACCCCCCAUGGUAGAGUGGGCUAAACUGCAUGACUUCUCUGCCUCUCAGUAUUAAAUGAUCAUUAAACGGGAUGUUCAGCAAAGCGGCUUUCACAGCCCAAGGGGCUAAUGGUGAGCGAUAUUGUUUUCCACGGCUAAUCGGCUCUAACAGUCCUGGCAUGCUGACUUUUCUCACUAGGUUAUAAAUAGAAGGAAAAAGCUAUAAUAAAGCACCUCAUUUGUCAGUUAACUUAUUAAUAACAAAAUCUAUGUUUAUGUGUUUUUGAAGAAUCCCAGUUUGGCUAUGCAGUGACAGUGUUGGCGGUUUCUUUGGUUAUCAGGGCCGAGAUGUUGUGAAGUAGAGGCUCAAGGUAGAAAGGGCUUAUUCUUAACCCCUACACAAACAGACAUACAAACAGUCACACGUACAAACACACAUAGGCAUUCAAACACACUAUGUGUUAUUUAGUUGGUGCCACUACUAAAAUGCCAUACAGGACACUAGUGCCCCAGCUUCACGUGUUUUAGAGACAACUGCUUCGUAUCACUCAAGACAUGUUUUGUGAAGUUUUGAGCAGUAGGGGUUGUGUGUGUCCAUCAUUAAUGUCAUGGUAAUGACAGUUCCCUUCUCACCAUGCAAAACCCAACAGGGUACCCGUCUCACUGAGACCUAUGAGACCACCUCAUCCAGGACGUCUCGGUUGUGAUUCCCUGAUCCGGUCUUGGGUUUGAAAUAUGCUUUCACAUGACCAAUUUGUCAUACAAACUGUACUCUAAUUAGGACUAAUCUAGCCCAUGAAAGGCCCAUCAAAUUCAUAUCACUGUGUCCAUCUUUUCGGGUGAUUAUCAGAACCAAGGUUAGCUGAAGAGACGAAACAGCCACCUGUGUCAAAGAGCUGUUAAUGCUAGGGUGGGCAAUGUAUUUUGGAAGCAUUUUGGGCAAAUGUAGGCAGUCCCUUAUCUAAAGCUAGCUAACUAGUCCUAUGUUUUGGGGAAGUUCUUGAGGAUGGCCUGAAGGGAGGUUGGAUUCUUUGAUGAUCUAGCGUUCUUUGGCUGAUACCCAUCUGCACAAAUGCCUGUUGGUUACUAAGUCUCCCAACCCCGGAACAUUCUGGAGAAGUUCUGGGGGUUAAUGCUGAGGGGUGAUAUUCAUUAUCAUCACAACGGUGUAAUAUUUCGGAAAUGAUGAUCAUUGAUCACAGCCUUCAAGAAGACACCGUGCCCUGCUUCUAUAGUCCAACAGCUAAUAUUGACUUGCUGUAAUUGCCAUUGAAGGGUCAGUGUGAUCCCAUGACAUCAUCUCCAUCCAAAGGUCCGACAUGUCACGGACUAGUGUGACAUGCUCUCUCGAUGUACCGUACAACUCAUCUCAUCACUCAUACACAGCGCUCAUCUGUUCAUCAGCACCGGGGUGGUCGCCUGAAACAAGGAGGCAGUUUAAUUAAAAUACCUCAGCUUGUUCCCAAACCUGCUUGUGCGGUUACUCUUACCUUCCCAGCUAUCUCAGAUAGUGUUUCAGCCCCGGAGAGGUGGUGGAUCGUCUCUCAGAGAGGAGAGAGCAACGAGUGACUUGUCGAAACACGCUAGCAUAAAUCCCCUGUGCUACCGUUGUGUGCUCUGACACAAGGCUGUCAUGGCAGGCAAGCUCCAGUGUGUGUGUGUGUGUGUGUGUGUGUGUGUGUGUGUGUGUGUGUGUGUGUGUGUGUGUGUGUGUGUGUGUGUGUGUGUGUGUGUGUGUGUGUGUGUGUGUGUGUGUGCAUGUGUGUGUUUGUGACUUUGUAACAGAGUUAAUCCCUAAUCUUUGUAAUUAGAAGUCCAAAGUGAAGUUAUUAGCUGGAGACCCUCCCCCCCUCCCCCUCCAAAGGCAUGCACAAACACACUCACACACGCAGCCACGCACACACACUCACACACACACAGGAACGCACAAAUACACACACCAAACACCCCUUCGCUAGCUCCUUUGACCUUGUGCACUGCAUUGAGGGCUCCAUGCAGUGAACAGAGGGCCCUGUGGCAAUCUUACAGCGUUACCAUGUCAACAGCAACAAGUUAAAAUGUACGUAAACAUGAAUAACCAGCUCUGAUGGGGUACGAGCCUGAACUCAUUUCCUUUACAACUGGAUCAAUGUUUGAAUGCAUCGCAAAUAUAGGCCUGAACUUUUCUUUGCAUGGAAUUUUUGACUUCAAGAUUGGAACAUGUCAUGAUACAGGUCCUCAAAAUAUGUUGCAUUAGAAAGCCACAUCCAACACUGAGCACUGAUUCAAAUAAUUAUUUUCUGUUUUUAUUGAUAUUCCUGAAGAGCCACUAAGAGCAUUCAUACACUAGAGGGCAGCAUAAGCAUUGCUUAUGUCUUAUCUUGUCAACGAGAUCACCACCGUUUUGGGGGAAUUUUUAUUUUGUAUUUAAAAGGGGUCAUAUUCCCUGUUUUGUUUGCAAGAGUAUUCAACAUUUCCUGGGAAAUUAUGCAUCACUAUUAGCCUGUAUACAUUUAUAACAUAACUCAACCUCUUUUUAUGUCAAAAAACACUUACAGUGAAAGCUGUUGUGUUGGAUCUCACAGUCUGUUAGCGUGUUUGCGUGUGACUAUAGUGUGUGUCCGGGUGUCCAUGUGUGUAUGAGCGUGCGUGCCGGGGCCUCCGGUUGUUUGUUGACCCUGGGUGAUGCUGUGUGUCCUGAAUGGUGAUUGACUUUUCCCCUCGCAGCUCAGAGCACAGUGCUGCACCACAGCCGACAUCAUAGGGAGUAGUAGUACAUCAUAGUACAACAGCCCAGUUAGGGACCUCAGCAACCAUGCUGCCCCACAACAACAGCAGUUACAAGGGGGUUUGGACCACAGGACUUGGGAAUCACAAAGAAAAUAGUCCAUUCCUUAAUAAUGUGGAUGCUGCCAGGAAAAACGACUUCUACGACCGGAAUCUGGCCUUGUUUGAGGAAGAGCUGGACAUACGUCCGAAGGUCUCCAGCUUCCUCAGCCGAUUGGUCAACUACACCAACAUCACGCAGGGAGCCCGGGAGCACGAGGAAGAGGAGAGCGCCAACGUCUCCCGCAAGAAGGCCCCGAAGGCCCCCAACAUGGGCACCCUGAUGGGGGUGUACCUGCCCUGCCUGCAGAACAUCUUUGGGGUGAUUCUGUUUCUGCGGCUGACCUGGAUCGUAGGAACGGCCGGCAUCGCUCAGUCCCUCAUCAUCGUCUUCAUGUGCUGCUCGUGUACAAUGCUAACAGCCAUAUCAAUGAGUGCCAUUGCGACGAACGGUGUGGUUCCAGCUGGAGGAGCCUACUUCAUGAUCUCCCGCUCGCUGGGCCCAGAGUUCGGAGGGGCGGUGGGAUUGUGUUUCUACCUGGGGACCACCUUCGCCGCUGCCAUGUACAUACUUGGGGCUAUAGAAAUCUUCCUGAAAUACCUUCUCCCCCAGGCGGCCAUAUUCCACGCCAGCGGCCCCCACGGCGGGGACAGCGCCAUGCUGAACAACAUGAGGGUGUAUGGGACCCUCUGCCUCAGCCUCAUGGCCCUGGUGGUCUUUGUGGGCGUCAAGUACGUCAACAAGCUGGCCUCGCUCUUCCUCGCCUGCGUCAUCAUCUCCAUCUUCUCCAUCUACGCCGGUGCCAUCAAGUCCAUCACGCACCCCCCGGAGUUCACGGUCUGCAUGCUGGGCAACAGAACCCUGGAGAGAGACCUCUUCGACGUGUGCUCUAAGACGGUGGUGGUGGGCAACGAGACCGUCCCCAGCCAGCUGUGGAGUUCCUUCUGCCCCGAGGGGAACGUGAGCAGCGCUCAGUGUGACGACUACUUCAGCCAGAACAACCUGACGGAGAUACCGGCCAUCCCCGGCCUGGCCAGCGGCAUUAUCAGUGACAACAUGUGGGGGGACUACAUGCAGAAGAAUGACGUGAUGGAGAAAGCGGGCCUGUCCUCGGUGGAUGCCAAGGGGGCGGCGGAGAGCAUUGGCAUGUAUGUGACCGCAGACAUCGCCACAUCCUUCACGCUGCUGGUAGGGAUCUUCUUUCCCUCCGCUACAGGCAUCAUGGCGGGGUCUAACCGGUCGGGAGACCUCCGCGACGCCCAGAAGUCCAUCCCUGUGGGAACCAUCCUGGCCAUCACCACCACGUCGCUCGUCUACUUCAGCUCUGUGGUUCUGUUUGGGGCCUGCAUCGAAGGUGUGGUCCUGAGGGACAAGUUUGGGGACGCGGUCAAUAAGAAUCUAGUGGUGGGAACUCUGUCCUGGCCGUCACCGUGGGUCAUCGUGAUUGGCUCCUUUUUUUCCACCGUGGGGGCAGGGCUCCAGUCCCUGACCGGUGCUCCCCGUCUCCUACAGGCCAUCGCCAAGGACAACAUCAUCCCGUUCCUACGGGUGUUUGGUCAUGGUAAGGCCAACGGAGAGCCCACCUGGGCCCUGCUCUUGACCGGGGUCAUCGCUGAACUAGGCAUCCUCAUCGCCUCCCUGGACAUGGUGGCCCCCAUCCUUUCCAUGUUCUUCCUGAUGUGUUACCUCUUCGUGAACCUGGCGUGUGCCGUCCAAACUCUGCUGCGCACACCCAACUGGAGGCCACGCUUCAAGUACUACCACUGGGCGCUGUCCUUCCUGGGCAUGAUCAUGUGCGUGGCGCUGAUGUUCAUCUCGUCUUGGUACUAUGCCAUCGUGGCCAUGGUUAUUGCCGGCCUUAUCUACAAGUACAUCGAGUACCAAGGGGCAGAGAAGGAGUGGGGCGAUGGGAUAAGAGGCCUGUCACUGAGCGCCGCUCGCUACGCUCUGCUGAGACUGGAGGUCGGGCCGCCCCACACCAAGAACUGGAGACCUCAGCUGCUAGUGCUGCUGAAGAUGGACGAAGACCUCCAUGUCAAGUACCCCCGGCUGCUGACCUUCGCCUCGCAGCUCAAGGCGGGCAAAGGGCUGACCAUUGUGGGCUCUGUGAUCCAGGGGAACUUCCUGGAGAGCUAUGGGGAAACACAGGCGUCUGAACAGGCCAUCAAGAACAUGAUGGAGAUUGAGCGGGUGAAGGGCUUCUGCCAGGUGGUGGUGGCCUCCAAGGUGAGGGACGGCAUUGCCCACCUGAUCCAGUCCUGCGGCCUGGGGGGCAUGAAGCACAACACGGUGGUGAUGGGCUGGCCCUACGGCUGGAGGCAGAGCGAGGACCCCCGCGCCUGGAAGACCUUCAUCAACACGGUGCGCUGCACCACGGCCGCCCACCUGGCCCUGAUGGUGCCCAAGAACGUGUCCUUCUACCCCAGCAACCACGAACGCUUCAGCGACGGCAACAUCGACGUGUGGUGGAUCGUACACGACGGGGGCAUGCUCAUGCUGCUGCCCUUCCUGCUCAAGCAGCACAAGGUGUGGCGGAAGUGCAACAUGCGCAUCUUCACCGUGGCCCAGAUGGACGACAACAGCAUCCAGAUGAAGAAGGACCUAGCCACCUUCCUCUACCAGCUAAGGAUCGAGGCUGAGGUGGAGGUGGUGGAGAUGCACGACAGCGAUAUUUCCGCCUACACGUACGAGCGGACGCUGAUGAUGGAGCAGAGGUCUCAGAUGCUGAGGCAGAUGAGGCUGUCCAGCGCAGAGAGGGACCGAGAGGCCCAACUGGUGAAGGACCGGCACUCCCUGGUGCGCAUGGGAAGCCUGUACUCUGACGAGGAGGAGGAGGUGCUGGAGUCUCCCACGGAGAAGGUCCACAUGACCUGGACCAAGGAGAAGUGUGAGGCGGAGAGGAGGAACCACACCAACGCCCCAGAGAACUUCAGAGAGCUCAUCAGCCUAAAACCGGACCAGUCCAACGUGAGGCGGAUGCACACGGCGGUGAAGCUCAACGAGGUGAUCGUCAACCGGUCCCACGACGCCCGCCUGGUGCUGCUCAACAUGCCCGGCCCGCCCCGGGACACGGGCGGGGACGAGAACUACAUGGAGUUCCUUGAGGUUCUGACCGAGGGCUUGGAGCGAGUGCUGCUGGUCCGAGGAGGGGGGCGGGAAGUCAUCACCAUCUACUCCUGACCAACCACCCUAACCCUAACUACUGCUACUACUAUACUACUACUAUACUACUACUAUAAAGGGCUCGCUCGGCCUCGGCCCAGCCCCGGCGAGACACAGCAACACAUGACCAGCGGUACUGGUGUUCGCUUUACGACUUCUGAGAUCCUUUACAAAAAGAAGACUCUCAGAAAUAUCUGUUAAUAUCCCAACUUUUCCAAGUCACGUUCAGACCAAACGUCCAUCAACGAUGUCAGUAUUUUUUGUAUUUUCUUAGUUAGAAGCUCGCUAACUAUGCUAGCGUGUAGAUACACCUGCGACUAAAUAGGGACUCUCAGUCAGACGGUACAACGCAGUCAGACGGACUCUUCUGGACAGUGGAUUGGUUUCUUUCUUUCUUCUGCUACGCUAGCUUCUGCAGUGCGCCUCACCCAACGCUUCUAGCAGCGCCUUGGCAGCAGAAAUGUAUUUAUUUCCUUAUUUAUUUGUUAGUUCUCCCCACAAUGAGGUUAGAGAGAUAUAAACAUGAUGAGAAAUUGUAAAAGUCAUUGCUGGUAAUGGACGUGUAUUAAAAUGUUAUUUGUGAAUGUAGAUGCAAGGGAAUUGUAAAAGCAAUUGCUGAAGGUGUUCUUUGUUUUUUUAUUUAUGGAUGUUUUGUAUUCGACAAGGAUUUAUAUUGUUAAGAAAUACGUUUUGAAGAUAAAUAGUUUUUGGAAUCACCACACAUGUAUUUUUAUUUGAUUUUGUAUCUGACGGACUAGAAACAAGAUAUAUUUCCUGCGCCAUCACAGGCAUUGUUGCACACAUUCCUGUUUCUUACUCUAUAGAUUGAAGUGUGGAUGGGAAAAACUACCUUUUGUAUUAAUAAAUAAAACGCCAAGGAAAUCGAA
Messenger RNA from Gadus macrocephalus (Pacific cod), 7287 nucleotides. It is a transcript of the gene slc12a4, whose product is annotated as solute carrier family 12 member 4. Lineage: Eukaryota; Metazoa; Chordata; Actinopteri; Gadiformes; Gadidae. Gene Ontology annotation, biological process: chemical synaptic transmission; cell volume homeostasis; potassium ion import across plasma membrane. The transcript is spliced from 24 exons. Gene Ontology annotation, cellular component: membrane. The record is from RefSeq and is a predicted model, not a curated record. The coding region runs from base 3227 to 6418 and encodes 1063 amino acids. Gene Ontology annotation, molecular function: potassium:chloride symporter activity.